AAAUUCAGGAAGCUAAACAAGGCAUAAGGACGUUUCUCAGUCAUUUUGGACCGAUGUUCUGCUUGUCCCGAUAGUCCUCCCCUGUAGAAACUAGACCUGCCCUCCUUUAGAACACCAGUAGGCAUAGAAAGAUGCUGUAGUUUGCCUGGAAUGAGAAACUAAGACUUCAACAAACUUCAAGAUUUAUACCUCACUCUAUUACAACCACACAACUGCUGUGGGUCAGGUUGAUGACUACAUGGCGAUGGCAAUGUCUACCAAACCGAAGGGUCCGCUUUGUAAGGUCUGCGGCGAUGAGUCGUCGGGCUUCCACUACGGCGUUGACUCCUGCGAGGGCUGUAAGGGGUUCUUCCGACGCUGCAUCACGCAGGGCAUGAUGCACCGUUGCGCCAAUAGUGAGAAGUGUGAGAUUACGCCGUUCACCAGGAACAGUUGCCAGUACUGCCGGCUAAAGAAGUGUUUCCAAGUAGGCAUGUCUCGGGAAGCCUCAAGACUCGGAAGACGCCCCAAACGAUUAAAGGUUGGUGAACAGAGUAAUUUGAAAGCCGUGCCAAAGAUUGCCCCAUAUCCUGCUCUCGAUCCUCAGACUCUCAGCCAGCUCCGCAUGGCCGAACUCCAGCGCUUACUCCGGGCAACCAACGGAAAACAGCCAAACUUUCCUUUGACUAUGAUGCCAAAUUAUCCACAUGAGGCGUACCAGUGUAACACAGAGAUGCCCCCUAUGCAGGAAUAUACGAACCAAAAUAUUAGUAGCUUCAAUAACAAUACUGAUUAUAUGUACAAUAAAUACGACAAUUCUAUGAAAGUUCAGUACGGGAAUCAGAUGCAUCAGUACCCGCCUAGUACGAUGGGAGUCGGGAUGGGGGCACCACAGCAGUAUUCACAGGAAUUUAAGGAGGAGUAUAGGUCAUCUUGCAUGGCACAGCAGCCGCUGCCAGACGUCACGACCACGACGAUGUCUGACGUCAUGCCGGCGCAGACGCCGGUAAAUAUCAAUGAAACGUGCAUGAGUAUUGUGCAGGACAUCCCACCGAUGGAGCCAAUUCAAGACGCGCCAAAAAUGGAGCCAAUUAGCCCGUCGACGAGUGUCAUGUUACCAGAAAGCACAACGGAUAUACUCCCUAGUAUGUUCUAUUUUAUGAAAAUUCCACAGGAUAUUGAGCGCAUGGUCGAACCAAUUUCUGACGGGAAAGACCCGAUUUCAACAAUACGCCAACAGAUACCUGAUUUAAAGAAUAACGACAGUCAUCAGAAUCCUGAAACGGCAAAGUUAGUGGAGCAGAUGAUAGAGGCAGUGAUAGAAGCUCAUGAGAAAACAUGUGUAUUCACUGAAGCGAAGAUGGCGGAGGCGUUUCAGCGACUGGCAAAUCGGCCAAAACAUCUGAUGAUGACCUUGUACCAAGCCGACCCAAACUGUACCGAUGUUGAACCAGCUCCCUAUGAAUGUUGGCAACGGUUUCUCGAUAACAUGGUCCCCAUCAUAACGCGAGUCGUGAAAUUCUGCAAGUAUUUACCGGGGUUUGUUGAGUUACAUCAGGAGGACCAGAUCCGUCUAAUCAAGCAGGGGUCGUUUGAGGUGAUGAUCACUCGCUUCUGUAUGCUGGUUGAUGACGUCAACGAGACGAUGUUUGACCCAAACUUAGAGGACAACAUCCCAAGGCAACUUAUUAAGAAGAUGCCCAUCGGUAGUUUCUUCGAUGAGUUUUUCAACAUCGCUGCCAAAGUGAACCCUUUGAAAUUAACUCGGGAAGAAAUGGGCCUCUUUACUGGGAUUAUGAUCAUGUCACCUGAUCGCGUCGGUUUACAUAACUACAAGGCAAUCAGCAAAUUACAGUUUCUCUACCUCCAAGCAUUUCAUACCUACAUCACUAGGAAAUACUCUGAGGAUUCCAUGUUCUACAAAGCGAUCGAGAUCAUCCCACUGCUGCGGAAGAUCAACACGACUCAUGCACAGGUGCUUAAUAACAUUAAGAUGAAGCUCCCAGAUGCCGCAUCUCAUUUCCCUGAGCUCCAUCAGGAGGUCUUUGACGGGGAGGUGUAGGGACACAUCAUUGAUUGUGCCCCCCCCCCCCCAGGUGGUGCUGGCAUCCUAGAACCUUGUAUAGUUGAGACAUGACAAAAACUGGCAUGAAAUUCUUUCUUCAAAACUUUGUUGGAUUUGUAAUGGAGGCGGCAGUAGAAACGAUGCAAUUGACAUGACUGGGAAUUGUGGGAUGACGCCUAUCUGCAUGUAAUGUUAAGAGGUUUCAAAUCUUAGAAUUGAUUUGUGACGGGUUGUAAAAUGUAACAUGUAAUUUGCGAGUCAGUCUUAACAGUGAAUAGAUUUUUCUGAUGUUCCAACAUUUUCUUUGUUGUCCACAAAACUUCUGUGAACGGCUAGGUGAGAAAAAUUCAAAUUAUAAAGUUAGGAUUUUUAAGUAAAUAGCUUCACACCGAUGAAUUUCAACGAAAGUAUAGUUAAACUGCUUACUACAUAUCAGUAUUAUGAUGGUUAUUUACUGCUGAAUGCGAAGACAAUCAUGUCCUUCAAACUGAAAGAAGUUUGAUUUUUUUGCCCCUCUCCAAAACGUACCGUCAAAAUGAAUCCUGCAGAAACCCUGGCAUCGAUUCCCAAAAUACCGCCAACUGACUCACGGCCGGUAAGGUAACGCAGUGCUGCUGGCCAUUCUGAAUACAGUGACAAUCCAGGUCUGUUUAGCAUUUUGAGCUUAAUUGAUGAAGUUCUUAGUAUGUCAGGGUAAUUUCUUGGUUGUGAUUUAUUUCAUGAAGAUUGUCAAUUCAUUAUACAUGUUAUUUUUGUAUUUUUCUGCGAUGCCUGGCAGGCGAUGGCUUUAUAUACUUGCCUGUUGGAAUUAUAGGUUCAGUUGAUGAAGUAUUACCCUCUUUAAUGAUGGGAACAUUUUUUAAAUGAAUUAAGAAUGAGACGAGUGACAAACAGGGUAAUAAUCCUUAUUAUGUAGUUUAGGUGUUGACAAUAAUACCAGUAUACUGUGAACCAGGAAAUUUUUGUGAGCUUUUUAUUUUCGUGACGUUUGAAAUGCACUGUCAAUGCAUAAAGUAGUACAUUUUGGCUACAUACGGGAUAUUUAGUCUAUCAUAUGAAAAUGAGAAAAAUCCAACAACUUCAAGCAUCGCGAGAAUUUCCUGGUUUACAUGAUGUGUUUCUGGCAUGAAUUUUUGAGAACAUGCAGUUUUAUGAUUUUAAAUCAGAUGAGACAUUUGCUUGGAUGGAUUCAAAUUCAAUUCAAAGCUGCCAGUGCAUAGGGGUUAAUAUCAGCGGGAUGAUGCCACAGACGUCUAUAUAGUACUGUAUUAAUAGAAAGAUACAUGUUUAGUUUUGUUUACCUCUGUUGUAUUGUGUCCUUUAAAUCAUUGACAAUACGAUACCAAAAAUCACUUUGUUUGUUUUUCAAAAACCUCUGUGGCAUGACCUCUGUUUGAGUUGGAAUGUAGUUGGUAUAGAUAUUUGCACCACGGUUUGACCGCCAACAGUAAAAAUAUCUAGUGAAAUACAUGUAUUGUUAAAAACAUUCAAAAAAAUAUUGUUAAAAAUUUGUAUUUUGGAAAGACUUUUUUGUUGUAUUGUAUAAAUCCCCAUGUGCCAUACAUUUGUCGUGUUUAUUGUGGUAUUGUUAAACAUUUACGAUGGAUGCAAUGUAUGCUUAGCUUAGUGACAACUGAAAUGUACAUGUACUUGUAUACAUUAGCAAUGCUACAUGUCGGCCUACUAUACAACACUACAUGUACCACAAUAACUGGGAUCUCAUGAUAAUGUCUUGAAGUCCUGCAGUUGUAUAAUGGUACAGCCCAUUUCAAAGCCUCAAGCAUAAUUGGGUGAUCUCAUUAUUGUAUCAUAGGGGUGUUGCGUCUGAGACAAUCAAAUUACAUUGCAGUAUUACCAUAUAUGGUCACAAUGAUGUGUAGGAAGAAAUAUGAUAGUAUUUCGUCAUUUUGUACAGAAAAGUGGGGAUAUUUUGCCGGAUUUGUUAUCUUUGUGAACAAGAUGUUAUCGAAACAAGUCUCGUCUAUUGAGAUUUUUAUGAGUUAUUUCUGCUGUAUCAUUUCUGCAUUUGGGAAACAUGAUGACCACACUGUUAAGCAUCUUGACCCUGUACUCGGUUGAUGAGGUUAUGGUGGGAGGACCUCUGAUGGUGCAGAAUGACUAUUGGGUGGAUCUCAGAUUCCAACCCAAGGCCUCAUGCCUAGAGUUAAGGCUGCAGCUCCACCCUCCCGCGCUCAGUGUUAUUCAGAGACCCGCCUGUGUGCUUUUGAUUUCUUACCUCUCUCUGACGAUGGUGUUUUUGUCGACUUUAGAGUGGGGAUAACCAACUGGAAGAGGGAGUUUUAGUCGACGUAGAACUUCAAGGUUUGGCCGUGAAAAUGUUAAGACAUUUGUUGAUAAAUGUUGUUGUCUGUAUAAAAUGUAUAAAAGCUAUAUGUUUAUGAAUAUUCAAUUAUAAAAAGUGCUUUGCAUGUGUACAGAAAAAAAAUGUAUCCUAUCCGUGAGAUUUUAAAAUACUUUUAUUACUGUAUAUUAAGACAUAUAUCAUUGGUGCCAUUUGUCUGAUCUGACACAGGAAACUCUUGUUUCAUAGUUGUAGGCCUCGUUUUGAUCAUGUUGCAGUUAGUCGAUUUUCACAAUUUUUGUUCAAAUUUUUGUUCAGUUUUUCUAAUUAGGGUAAUUUUUUCUUGUUUCUUCCAAUCAAAAAAUAUUUUUUUACAAUUUUCAUUUUUUCGCAUUUUUAUCUGUAAAAGUUGCGCAGUAAACAGUAUCUGAUUGUUUCUGCUGGCACAUGACGAAAAAUGUAUCCCAAUCUCUGUCAUUUUUGCUGGAGUGUUGCUCCGGAAAUUUCCAAAUAAACUGUUGGGAUCUGAUGAGCAAGUACUCACUUCUUCAUGAAGAUCCCAGGACAUACCGCUCAGUAUUAUAGCUGUAUUCAGCAUUGUUUAUUUUUCAUAAACUGCUGAAUUCCUGUUUUAUUAUUGUAUCAACAACAUAACAGUAUUGAAUGAAGAUUUGGCGUCGCCAAAUUUAUGUUUUCUUACAAGGUUGAUCGGUUGUGUGGAAAUUCAAGAAGAACUCGGGAGAUGUGGCACAAACUGCUGUUGAGCACUAGUCCAAGUAUAUACUAGCAUGAGACAGGAUACCUAACCAAGGAACCCUGGAACUAACGAUAUAAUUUAUUUAAUAUCAACUCUUGCUGUAAUUUUUGACACGUUCUGUUGUCUAAGCCCUUGAUGUGUGACGGGCAACUUUUGGGUUUAUUUAAACAUACCUUAACAGUAUUUGGUAUAUUUAGACCUGCUGCUGAUGAGGCUCGUAAAAAAUCGGCUGAAUUCUGAAAACUGCCAACAUGCAAAAAACUUUGAAAAUAAGAAAGGAAUGCGAUAUGAAAGAUUUCUCAAGGCUUUUUGCUUCAAGACAAGUAUUUUGGAAAAUGUGUCUACCUAGAAGUGUUUUUGUAUGUAAACUUAUUGUUAUUAUUUACUACUUGUUCUGCUGAAUGCAAUAUUAUCUGACUGAAAACGUGCUAUAUCUAUAAUGUAUUCAAGCCGAUGAUCGCCAGUCCUUAUUAUGUGUAGUAUGCACUGCCAGCUCUGAAAUGAGCCUUUAGUCUAAUGUUGAUAGGGACACGGUGUUAUAUUAAAAUGGAUAAUACACAGAGGAUUCGAGCCUUAUUAGUAAAUUGGGAGAAAUCAGGAGUUCAUAUGCGAAAGCCACUUCACAGGCCUCUUUGUGUAGACUUUUCUGCUGUGCCUUGCACCAAUUUUGUGUAUUGGCCUAAUGACUCUGUCUCCCGCCAGAGGUAGAGUCCACGCAAGCUACUCCUGUUUCUCACUUAGUGGGGUCUCAGCUUGCCCUGUCAUAGACAUGAGAUACAAGGAACCUCGGUUUUAAGUCUCAUUCAAAGGACUGUGAAGAGCCAAGAAUUGUAGUUCUUGAAAGCCACGCCAGUUCAUCCAGAAAUACAAUCCUGGGUUCUCCACGGUAUCCUGGGCCCUUCUGUGGUAGCCAGUAGUGUUGACCACUAGGCUCUGAGGCUUUGUGAGGAUUUGCAAUGAAACACUCUGGUAGUCUGAUCUGGGGUACUCUGUGACAGUGAGAGAUCUUCUCACAAAAAAUUUUCAGAAGGGCGUCCACAGCUUUUGCAUCAGAACUCAUCAAAUAGACUUGGUCUAGUUUCCUGACCAGGAAAUUGUAAGAAUUGUAACUUGAUCUGUCUCCCUUUUGAUGGUGGUACCUAUAUUGUUCCCUGGUUGAGUGGAAUUUUGAAAUAAAUAUGAAAAAUUGUAUGUUGGCGUUAA
Lineus longissimus is the source of this 6306-nucleotide messenger RNA. RefSeq names its product nuclear receptor subfamily 1 group D member 2-like. Gene Ontology annotation, biological process: regulation of transcription by RNA polymerase II. The coding region runs from base 239 to 2041 and encodes 600 amino acids. Lineage: Eukaryota; Metazoa; Nemertea; Pilidiophora; Heteronemertea; Lineidae. Gene Ontology annotation, molecular function: zinc ion binding; nuclear receptor activity; RNA polymerase II cis-regulatory region sequence-specific DNA binding. The transcript has 10 exons. The record is from RefSeq and is a predicted model, not a curated record. Gene Ontology annotation, cellular component: nucleus.